Molecule: messenger RNA, 1058 nt
Organism: Rana temporaria (common frog)
Lineage: Eukaryota; Metazoa; Chordata; Amphibia; Anura; Ranidae
Gene: C10H1orf174
Product: chromosome 10 C1orf174 homolog
Exons: 5
Coding region: 119-715 (198 amino acids)
Source: RefSeq, a predicted model, not a curated record
GUCAGACGCAGGCAGGCUCCCCGGGUGACGCUGGUAGAAAGUUUGCAGGGAGGGGCCGGCGGGGGAAAGUUCGGAGAGUUCCCGGAGAGUUUUGGCGGCGGAGGAGCCGGAGAGACUCAUGAAGAAGAGGAAGCUCACGGAGGGCGUGCGAUGCUCGGCUCGCCAGAAGGCCAAGAAUUGCUCGGCGGGGCAGAACUCCUCCGACAGCGAAGCCGAAUCCCGUCCGUCCGACAAGAAUGCCGCAAAGAGCAGCUCGGUGGACAAUAAUGGGUCUCGUUCCAAGAAUCGCACAAGUGACCAGAACCGGGAGCUAGCCGGCAAAAAAGCUUCAGGAGCCAAGAAUCGGCCUACGGCCAGCAACCGUGCCAGGAGCAGGAGGUGCCCGAAGGUGAAAGUCAGCGCCCGCCUCUCCAAUCGCCAAAUGUCCAAUGGGAACAAUUGCUGCCGAUUGUCAGAUGACAGCCGGGACAGUUUGGUGGUCUCAGACCCGGAGAAGAAAGGAGUCUGUGCGGACAUCACUCCGUUCCUCGAUGAAGACAGCAACCAGCCCAUGCCGCUCGGGAGAUUCUUCGAAAACGCCGACCUCAUGCAGGACUUCCCUCCAGUGGCCACAUCCUGCGCUUCCAUGAGCCGAAGAGAACUGAGGAAUCUUCACUUCAGAGCCAAGGAGGACGAUGACGACGAUGAAGAGCUGAAUAAUGAAGACGCUCUUUAGGACUCCGCCAUUUGUCUUCCCAGACAUGAAGAUUGGUGGACCUUCUGCCUUGUGACACGCCCUCUCUCAUUGGUCCAAACCAAAGUGCUUUUAUAUUUUCCAUGGAGACCCCGACCCCCCCCCCCCAGUUGGACUGAAUGGUUUUCUAGAAGUUCCGUUGUUUUUAGUGUUGGGAAUCCUGGAUCUGCACUAGAAUGCUGCCACCACCUUCAUAACCUUAACAUUGGGGCAUUGCCAUUGGUGGGCGUCGUCUGUUUCUGAUGUCAUGCCUGGAGGAGGAGCCCAGACACAAUGAUAUGUAAUUUAUAUUAAAUUGUUUUAUAUAUAUUGAUGUUCAUAUGUA